This is a messenger RNA of Anthostomella pinea, 1335 nucleotides long. Lineage: Eukaryota; Fungi; Ascomycota; Sordariomycetes; Xylariales; Xylariaceae. The record is from the annotation of a GenBank genome assembly.
AUGGAUGCAUCAUCUCCCAAGGCCGUCCCGUCGCCCAGCGCGGUGGGCAAGUCUGCUGUAGUUGCUCAGCAGGACAACGUGGCGACUGAGACUCCGAAAAGUGUCCAGCAGGACAACAUGGCGGAAGCGACUUCAGAGCGUGUUCAUUAUUCCAAACUGACGGUUGUAUCUACUGAGACGGCACAACGCAAGAACAUCAAGGUCGAAGAAGCUUCGGGUGCGUGUACCGAGAUGCCAUGGAGAAAGAAGAUGAAGAUGGAGGGAGUACCGGAUAUGUCCAUCACCGGUGAACUCGGUGGAUCCAUUGUCACGGUGCUGGUAGGCAUCGAACGAUGUUUGUUUCAGCUUCACCAGCAACUCCUCGCUCCAAUGUCGCCCAAACUUGUCAUCAAGCCCGGAGAGCAAGUGGACUUACCCGACGAGGAUCCGGCUGCUUUCAACCUGCUUGUCAACUGGUUGUUCAAUAGGCCUCUGCCCCGAGUCGAUGACCUCCGCCGUGACACACUAUCAUCCGACCCCUUGAGCUUUCCCAGCCCAAAUCCCAACGAACCUGCUUCUUCUACCAUCUCCUCUCCCAUGAAGUCCCUCUUCUCUACGCCCGAAGCCUCUCUCUUCACCUCGGUCGUCCUCGAGGAGCGGAGCCAUCUAUCCAGUCAAGAUUCAUUUCAACAUAUCUGUAUGCUGCCUAACUGGGAGUCCUUCUCUCCCGAGGAGCUACGUCUUGCCUACUCUGCAUGGUCCCAACCCUCAACCAACCCGACAGCGCGUGGAGAUGAAAGUAUACUCCCGGCCAAGAGAUCAAGGGAGACGUCUCCAGAUGGACCAACUUCAACCUCCAUCCCCGGACGCACGGUCCCUGAUGCUGCUGCCGAGUCAGAAAACCGACAGGUAACCCUCUUACGCCUCCUGAUCAUGGCCGAUAAGUAUGAAUGGGAAAAACUCUACAACGACACUAUGGACGCUUUUCGCUCUGGGGAAAAGAGCUUGGAGCGCCGUCACGCAUCCUUAGAUCACCUGGAACUGGUCUUUACGCGUUGUCCCCAGACUUCCUUCAUCCAGGAGUUCUUGAUCCAGUAUGCCUUCUACACGGGCGUGAAGUACGGAGAGAUGUCCCAGUACAAACCGGUCAUUGCCAAGUUUCCGCACUUCGCAACGGCGAUCAUGGCAAAGCUCGAUGACCAGUCUCAACAAUACGGAUUUCCGAGGGAAGUAGACGGGCAUGUGAGCUUCAGGUUAGAGGGCGAUGUACUGGACUCGCCCUCGGUUACGUACCACGUUCAUGACGGAGCGCGCAAAGUCGAAUGUCAUCGAGAGCCUCAACAGCAGAGGACAUGA